Sinocyclocheilus anshuiensis is the source of this 1367-nucleotide messenger RNA. RefSeq names its product photoreceptor outer segment membrane glycoprotein 2-like. Gene Ontology annotation, cellular component: plasma membrane. The transcript is spliced from 3 exons. Gene Ontology annotation, biological process: visual perception. Lineage: Eukaryota; Metazoa; Chordata; Actinopteri; Cypriniformes; Cyprinidae. The record is from RefSeq and is a predicted model, not a curated record. Bases 227 to 1321 code for a protein of 364 amino acids.
UUUGUGGAGAUAGUGUUUCAAGGUCUUUCCAUUGAUUGACACUCACUAAGUUAGCUUAAGAAGCUAAUUGCUAAGAAGCAUUAGUCCAUUCAUGUCAUCUUCCGUAGGAACCUUGAACACCUCACUGAGUUACAUCUAAAACUAAUUUAGUUGAUUUGUGUACUAGGAACUCCAGUAGACUUCCACAAGAUCAAUUAAAUCAAAGGUUCUCUGAAAUAUUGGUAAGAUGGCUGUGCUGCCAAUAAAAUUGACCAAAACCAAUAGAGACAAACUGGCCCAGGUUUUGUGGGUACUAAACUGGAUAUCCGUUGUAACAGGUAUCAUCCUCUUUAGCUUGGGCAUCUUUCUAAAAGUUGAAAUUAACAAGCGGCAGGAUCUAAUGGCUGAGAGUCAGCUCCAAUCCGUGCCAAACAUGCUAAUUGCCGUGGGACUUAUAGCCUGCGUGAUUAACUUUUUGGGAGGAAAGAUCUGCUAUGACUGUGUGGACACCAACAAAUUCCUACGCUGGAAGUUGGUGAUGCUCCCAUACAUCAUUUGCACGUUUUUCUUCACUCUGAGCGUGCUCGCGGGCGCCUUGAUGUGCUACAGCAUGCACGGACAGCUGGAGGAAGCACUAACAUUUGGGCUGCGGGAUGCUAUGCGUUACUAUAAGGACACAGACACACCAGGCCGCUGCUUCUUGAAGCAUACAGUGGACCAGCUGCAGAUCCAGUUCCAAUGCUGUGGGAACGAGGGCUACAGAGAUUGGUUCCAGAUCCAGUGGGUCAGCAACCGAUAUUUGGAUAUGUCCCAACGGGAAGUGCUAGAUCGUCUGCGAAGCAACGUUGAGGGAAAAUACCUAAUGGACGGAGUUCCCUUCAGCUGCUGCAAUGUCAACUCUCCUCGGCCAUGCAUUCAGUACCAAAUCACCAAUAACUCCGCCCACUUUAAUUACGACUACCAGACAGAGGAGCUCAACCUGUGGAUGAGAGGAUGUCGUCAGGCUCUGCUAGAUUAUUACACCAACAUCAUGCAUUCUGUUGGCCUCACGGUUCUGAUCAUCUGGCUCUUUGAGCUCUCUGUGUUAACGGGGGUCCGUUACCUCCAAACAUCUCUGGAAAACGUGCUGCGGCAGGGGGACCCUGAGUGUGAGUCAGACGGGUGGCUCCUGGAGAAUAGCUUUGUGGAGACGGCUCGCUCUAAUUUCAACAUCAUCAAACACCUGGGCAAGUUCAAUCAGAUCAACAUAUCAAGCAAUGGAGAUCCAAACAUUGACAAACCACCUACAGCACACUAUGGUCCAGACAAUGUGCCUCCAAAGCCUCUUCCAAUGGCCAGUUAGGUCUUCAGAAUGCACAUUUUGGCCAGAAACAUUACAUAAGCCACAG